AUGAAGCGCAAGCUGGAUGCAAAUGAUGUUCCGUCCCCUGAGGCGGCUGGGGGUGAUGAACAGGAUCCUGAUUUCGAGUCCCUCGGCCUCGAUCCGCGGCUGCGCCAGGCCCUGAUUCAAGAAAAGUUCACCAAGCCCACCCUCGUGCAGGCCAAGGCAAUUCCACUGGCUCUCGAAGGGAAAGAUAUUUUGGCUCGUGCAAAGACUGGCUCCGGCAAGACAGCCGCCUAUGUCCUUCCGAUUCUGCAAGCCAUCCUCCAGCACAAAUCUGUUGAUCCGUAUCUCAAAGCAACUACCGGGUUGAUUCUCGUUCCUACUCGCGAACUUGCGGAGCAGGUCCAAAAAGUGGUCACCUCGUUUUCCAGCUUUUGCGGAAAGGAUAUUCGGUCGGUCAACCUGACUCAAAAGGUCUCAGAUGCGGUGCAGCGCUCAAUGCUCGCUGAUUUCCCGGAUCUGAUCGUGUCCACGCCCACACGAGUCCUGGCCAACGUCAACAACUCGGCUCUUUCGCUUGAGAAACUGACCCAUCUUGUGAUCGACGAGGCAGACUUGGUGCUUUCAUAUGGGUAUGAUGAGGAUAUCAAUGCACUCUCCAAGGCCAUCCCGCGCGGGGUGCAGACAUUCCUGAUGAGUGCUACCUUGACUUCCGAAGUGGAUACACUGAAGAGCCUGUUCUGUCGGAGCCCGGUGGUCCUCAAGCUGGAGGACAAGGAAGAAAAAGGAGCAGGCGUUAGCCAGUUCGUCGUCAGAUGUGCGGAAGACGAGAAGUUCCUCCUGACAUAUGUCAUCUUCAAGCUCCAAUUGAUCAAGGGCAAGGUCAUCAUCUUCGUCGGCGAUGUGGAUCGAUGCUACCGUGUCAAGCUUUUCCUCGAACAAUUCGGCCUCAAGAGCUGUGUGCUCAACUCGGAAUUACCCAUCAAUUCGCGGCUGCACGUGGUCCAGGAAUUCAACAAAGGCGUCUACGAUAUUAUCAUCGCGGCGGAUGACCAAGAAGUGAUGGGCGCACCGAAAUCGUCGAAGAAGGCUCAUGAGGACGAGGAGGCGGAAAAAAAGGAAGAGAUGGGUAGCAGCGAGGAUGAGGAUGCGGACGACCAAAUCGGGAAACAAAAGGCAUUACAAUCAAAAAGGCGACGCAAGAUGACCAGCAAGGAAAAAGACUACGGGAUAUCACGCGGCAUCGACUUCCAAAACGUCGCAUGCGUCGUCAACUUUGACCUCCCCACCACGUCCAAAUCAUACACCCACCGUAUCGGCCGGACGGGGCGCGCCGGCAGAGCCGGUAUGGCGCUUUCGUUCGUGGUGCCAGCCGACCAGUACGGCAAGCACAAGCCGACUUCAGUGCCCAGCGCCAAGCACGACGAGGCCGUGCUGGCGAAGAUCGUGAAGCGGCAAGCCAAGCUCGGACACGAAGUCAAGCCAUACCAUUUCGAGAUGCAGCAAGUCGACGCCUUCCGGUACCGAAUGACAGACGCCCUGCGCUCGGUGACCCGACUCGCCGUGCAGGAAGCGCGUGCGCGCGAGAUCCGACAGGAGCUGAUCAAGAGCGAAAAGCUCAAGCGCCAUUUCGAAGACAACCCAGACGAGCUGCGUCAGCUGCGGCACGAUGGAGAACUGCGCGCCGCGCGUGUGCAGCCGCAUCUCAAGCACGUGCCCGACUAUCUGAUGCCCGCCAAGGGCCGGAAGGGCAUCUCCAAGGAAGAUGUCGGGUACGUGGGUUUCUCGAAAACGCACGAGAACCGCAUCCGCAAGGCCAGAGAUCGCAAUCGCGGUCGUGGCAAGCCCAGAAAACCCACCGCUGGUAAGGUCGAUCCGUUGAAGACGUUCAACCGCAGUCGGAAAUAG
Penicillium alfredii is the source of this 1842-nucleotide messenger RNA. It is a transcript of the gene dbp9, whose product is annotated as ATP-dependent DNA/RNA helicase. The transcript has 4 exons. Gene Ontology annotation, cellular component: nucleolus. The record is from RefSeq and is a predicted model, not a curated record. Lineage: Eukaryota; Fungi; Ascomycota; Eurotiomycetes; Eurotiales; Aspergillaceae. The coding region runs from base 1 to 1842 and encodes 613 amino acids. Gene Ontology annotation, molecular function: nucleic acid binding; RNA helicase activity; ATP binding.